CUCGGCGUGUUUCUUUGGAGGCAGAACUGAUGGAUUGGGUGCAGGGUGUGAGGACGGGAGGACAAGACCUUCCUGGGACUCUGCAGGCGUCCCCCUAUCCCGGGAACUGUCCCCAGUCCACCGCUAGGCUACAGCCCUCCCCAGCCCCCACGGCAACUCCAUUCCUCCUUUACCUGCUAUUGCCCUGAAGCCCGACAUCUGGUACAGGGAAGAUCACUUCUCAAGCUUUUGUGUGUCUGGAAGUGUCCUUGUUCUCGCUCCGGAUUGACUCACACAGGAGCCAGACGCACAACUGUAAACGGAAACGGCAAGGUUUGUUCCCCAGUCUUUGGCACCCAGCACUGCUGCUGAGAGGCAGCUCUGGGGAAAGUCUGAAUCCCGCCCACAUGACCAGGCUUUUCUCUGGGUGCUUUUAGCAUCUUCCCGUGUCUGUGGUGUUCUGACGUGACAAGAUGAGGCUUGGGCCCAUGCCAUCUCGGGACUGGUGGAUGCCCUUGUAGGGGACACCUCAUGAUUAUCUUAACGCCACAGACUGGGUGGCUUAAAACAACAGAAAUUUACCCUAUCACAGUUCUGGAGGCCCGAGGUCUGAGAGCAAGUGUCACACUCCCUCUGGGGCUCGAGGGAAGUGUCCUACUUUGUCUCUUCCAGUUUCUGGGGGCUCCAGGUGUUCCUCGUGGGUGGCAGCAUCACUCCAGACUCUACCUCUGUCUCCACACGGCCUUCUCCUUCUGUCUCCCCCUCCGUCUCUUGUAAGACACUUGUCAUUGGCUUUAGGGCCCACCUGGAUAAUCCAGGAUGACCUCGUCUCAAAAUCUUCAAUUGCACCAGCAAAGGCCCUUUUUCCAGUUCUCAGAGCCUGUGGCUUGAAGGCAGAUGCUUUUCAUCGAGGUGGCAGGAAGCACCUGACAUCCAGCCAGGGCCCAAGAAGGAAAAUCGCUCAGCCGGAGAGCUGGGAGAGCUGGGAGAGGCGUAGGAUGAGACGAUGCCUGAGGCUGACGCCACCUUCCCCUGCGUUCAGGCGGGAGACAGCAGGAGCCUCGUCCUCCCUCAGGAUGGGUUGCUCUGGGAGGAAGACCCUGUCUUUCUUCCUUAUUUUUGUGCCUGUUUAUCUACAUGGGGCUUCACUGCAGGAAGCCGGCCCAACAGGGCCAAGGAAACCAUUUUUUGAGAGGCUGCGUAGACUAGAAGAGCAGUUUCGGAGAUUCCAGGAGGUGACCUUAACACACCUGCGGGGCAUUGCCAGCAACUACAACGUUUCCUAUAACGUUGACGUCCGGUUCCGGAGCCUGGCAGAAGAGAGCCAGGCCGUGGCCGUGGCGGUCAACCAGUCGCAGGCCGCCGUGCAGGGGGACCUGGCCCAGCUCAGGGCCUGGGUGAGGAAGAUUGAGCGCAGGAGCCGGAAGGCGGACUCGAGGCUGCAGGCCUUGGACCUCGCCCUGAGCAGGAAGAGCGAGCUGCGGGCCCCGGAGAGGAAGGUGCAGAAGGAUGCGGCCUCGGGACUGGCCCGGGACGUGCAGGCCCUGCGGGACACGCUGGCUGGCCUCUCGCACCUUGUCCACAGCCAGGGGGCCAGGCUGGCUGCUCUCGAGGGGCGGCUGCCCGUGGCCAACCUUGGCCCCGCAGCCCCAGGGCCUGUCCCAGCCCCAAGCCCGGUGCAGCCCGAGCGGCCCGGCCCGAGCUCCCUGAAGCUGCAGCGGGGCAGGCAGGCGCUCAGAGCUGCCCCGGAGCACAGGAGUGCCGCCCAGGACUCUGCUGCACAUCCCCAGGGGACACGGGGGCCCCCAGCCUCAGGCAGCCACCAGGCACCUGAUGGGGCUGCUGCAGCCCCGAGGGACCCUCCUCGGCCUGUGCAGACCCCCCAGAGGCCAGGAGAGAGGUGCAGCAGAGGCCCCGCGCUCGUGUUCCCCAACGCCUCCACUGAGAACGUGGUCUCCCUCAGCCCUGGCUUCCUCACGGCCCUACGAGCCCUCUCCUUCUGCAGCUGGGUCCGAACAGCCUCCGGCCACCUGGGCACCCUCCUCUCCUACGCCACGGAAGACAAUGACAACAAGCUGGUGCUGCACGGCCGAGACUCCCUCGUGCCGGGCUCCAUCCACUUUGUGAUCGGAGACCCGGCCUUCAGGGAGCUGCCCCUGCAGCUGCUGCUGGACGGCCAGUGGCACCACGUCUGUGUCAUCUGGACUUCCAUCCAGGGCAGGUACUGGCUCCAUGUGGACCGCAGGCUAGUGGCCACCGGCUCCCACUUCAGGGAGGGCUAUGAGAUCCCCGCGGGAGGGUCCCUUGUGCUGGGCCAGGAGCAGGACAGUGUGGGGGGCGGAUUCGACAGCUCUGAGGCCUUCGUGGGGAGCAUGUCUGGCGUGGCCAUCUGGGACCGGGUGCUGGUCCCCGGGGAAGUCACAAACCUUGCCACUGGGAGAGAGCUCCCGACAGGCGCCAUCCUGACACUGGCCAAUGCCACACGGCUAGGCGGAUUCGUGCGGAGGGCCAACUGCACCUGCCUGGAGCUCUGUCCGUGAGGCCGCGCCAGCAGGGGCUGCGCCAGGGAGGGGAUGGUGCUCCCACCCGCACUUGCCCUCCCCAGGACGAGCAGUUUCCGCAAAGACCCCCGCCGCCCGCCGUGGCUGUGCACACCUGCGCCCUAACAUGGGAGCAGGGAGGUGGACAAGGAAAUAGCGAGCUGGAGACAGGCCCGGAGUCACCUUUGGGCCACAAGGCAGCAUCCUUCCUGCCGCUCCUUCAGAGCAUCUGCCGCCUCGUCCUGUGUGGCAUGAUGGCAUUUCAACACCGCCUGACCCAGCCAGACAGAGUGCCGGGCUCCAAUGGGCCUCUCCUCUGAGCAUGUUUGCAGCUCCUAAAGUCUAGUUGAUUGAAGGCUAGUUCCUCGGGACCGUCCGUUUUCCUUGAAACUGCAUAGGUGGCAUUCGAACCAUCACUGCCUUUCUCAAGGUGAUCAUUGUUCCAACGGCUCUUGUGAAAAAGGCUGACAGUUUGUUUCCUGGCCCUGUGAACUACAGCACACUGCCCCAUCCUACCCCUCACCUCCCCGGGAGCUCUGGGGGCCCCAAAGUCAACUGGCCCAGUCCUGUCCUGUUGUCCUGUGGUGGCUGGGGAGGCCACAGGGGCGGAGGGUCCACGCAGGGGCAAGUGGUUCAAAAGAAACAUUGGAGAUGGACUGGCAGUGCUUCCAAAACAACUGCAUUGAGGUACAAAUUAUGAGCCAUAAAAUUCAUGCAUCUUAAGUGUGUGGUUCAAAGAUUUGUAGCGAAUUUACUGAGUUGUGCAGCCACCAGCAUAAUCUUGCUUUAGAACAUUUCUGUCGCCACCCCCAAAACUUGUGCUGCUGGCGCUCACACCUGUCCCACCCACCUCCUCUCACCCCUGGCAGCCAGGGACCUGCUGUGUCUGGAUGUGCCCGCUCUGGACACGCCCACACACGGAGUCACACAGUACGCGGCUCUCGUGGCCGACUCCUGCCCAGCAGCAUGUUUGCCUUUUAACGGCUGAGUAACACUCCACGGUAUGGACAGACCGUGUUUUGUUUAGACAUUUAUCUGCUACGGACAUCUGGAUUAUUUCCAGUUUGGGUUACUGUGAAUAAAGCUUCUAGAGCA
Molecule: messenger RNA, 3614 nt
Organism: Lemur catta (Ring-tailed lemur)
Lineage: Eukaryota; Metazoa; Chordata; Mammalia; Primates; Lemuridae
Gene: PTX4
Product: pentraxin 4
Exons: 4
Coding region: 978-2519 (513 amino acids)
Source: RefSeq, a predicted model, not a curated record